Molecule: messenger RNA, 1381 nt
Organism: Manihot esculenta (cassava)
Lineage: Eukaryota; Viridiplantae; Streptophyta; Magnoliopsida; Malpighiales; Euphorbiaceae
Product: 1-aminocyclopropane-1-carboxylate oxidase homolog 1
Exons: 3
Coding region: 143-1237 (364 amino acids)
Source: RefSeq, a predicted model, not a curated record
AUUCAUUACAAUUCGGUCGGAUACUAAGCCCGAAACUACCGACCCUGUUGCCAUCCCGAAGAGGGGAAAAAAAUGAUAGGUGCUGAAUGCUUUAUCUGCCAUUGUUUGAACAGCGUUAGAGUGGAUAACUGAACAAAGAAAAAUGUCCUCCACAUUGGACCCUGAUUAUUGCCGGAAAAAUGAAUUAAAAGCUUUUGAUGACACAAAAGCUGGUGUUAAAGGACUUGUUGAUGCUGGAAUUACCCGGGUCCCUCGCAUUUUCCAUCAUCCACCUGAUGACCAUGACAAAAUUUCACACCAUGCUGCUGAAGCCAAGUUCACUUUUCCCGUUAUAGACCUUGAGGGCGUCAAUCAAGGUUCAGCUUUGCGCAAGGAGAUUGUUGACAAAGUACGACAUGCUUCAGAGACUUGGGGAUUUUUUGAAGUCAUCAACCAUGGGAUUUCUCUAAGUGUCCUGGAGGAGAUGAAGGAAGGAGUUCGUAGGUUCUACGAGCAAGAUGUUGAGGUGAAAAGUGAAUUUUUCUCUCGUGAUUUCACGAAAAAGGUUGUAUACAAUAGCAACUUUGAUCUUUACACUUCCCAAUCUGCUAAUUGGAGAGAUACUCUUACUAUUCAAAUGGCUCCUGAUCCUCCCAACCCAGAAGAGCUUCCAGCUGCAUGCAGAGAUAUAGUACUGAAGUACAGAAAGGAAGCACUGAAAUUGGGAGAUUUACUAUUCCAAUUAUUAUCAGAGGCUCUUGGUCUGAAUUCAAACCACUUGAAAGACAUGGAUUGUGCUGAGGGGCUUGUAGUUCUGUGUCAUUACUAUCCAGCAUGCCCGCAACCAGAAUUAACCAUGGGCACAACCAAGCAUUCAGAUAAUGACUUCCUCACCGUGCUUCUUCAAGACCAUAUUGGUGGCCUCCAAGUUCUUCAUCAGAAUCAGUGGAUUAAUGUUCCUCCCACGCCUGGGGCUCUAGUGGUUAACAUUGGAGAUCUUCUACAGCUCAUAUCAAACGACAAGUUCAUAAGCGUUGAGCACAGGGUGCUGGCAAACAACGUAGGACCAAAAGUAUCUGUGGCAUGCUUUUUUAGCACUGGCCUAAUGCCAAAAUCAAGAAUCUAUGGACCUAUUAAAGAGUUGUCAUCGGAAGAGAAUCCUCCGAAGUACAGAGAAACCACGGUGAAAGAAUAUGUUGCUCACUUCCAUGCAAAAGGCCUUGAUGGGACUUCUGCUCUGCUGCAUUUCAAGCUCUGAAGCCUAGAAUGACAAAUAUGUGGCCAUGUGAUCUGAUUAGCACAUCUCGUGGAAUUUGAUUGAUGUUAUUUGUGGAAUUUGAUUAAUGUUAUUUUUGGAAUUUGAUAACGAAGCUAUGCGAACAUUAUUUUGGAAUUGGUCAUA